Canis lupus familiaris (dog) is the source of this 2443-nucleotide messenger RNA. RefSeq lists its product as uncharacterized. The record is from RefSeq and is a predicted model, not a curated record. The transcript has 3 exons. The coding region runs from base 196 to 819 and encodes 207 amino acids. NCBI's taxonomy places the organism in Eukaryota, Metazoa, Chordata, Mammalia, Carnivora, Canidae.
CUGGGGGGGGGGGGGGUGAAUAAAAAGAGAAAUAUUUCUGGGGAUGCUAGGGGACUGCCAGCCAGUCCAAACACAAGUAGGAAAUGUGGAAAAGGGGUCAGGAGAGCAAACCAGAAAAGCCGCUGUAAGUACCUUCCAUGUACCAGGCCCUGUUUGGAAGCCUUUCUAUAUGUUAAUUCUAUAUAUUAUGUUGUGAUGAUCUGUAUGUUCAUCACAACAACCCUUCGAGAAAAGUGCUAUCAUUAUUGUCAUUCUGUAAUGAAAGAACAGUCUGGAAGAGCUCCCAGGCCUGCCCAAGGUCACACAGCUGCUAACUGGAGGAUGCUCCUGCCCAGCACCCAGGCACGUGCCUCCCACUCUCUCACGCUGCUGACCCCCAGCCCUGCCGAGGGAAGAUUGUGUGCUAGCACAGACGUGGCCCAUACCAGUGUGAGGUUUGCAACCUCGUGUUUCUGUCCUACAAUUAACAGAAUAAUGAAACAAGAACAGAUGCAAGGCAAACUUCCUAUAAAAGUGUUCAAGGUGGGGGUGCUGAAUUUGGAGAGAGUUGCAUUGAAGAAAGUGUCGCUUCACCAGCUUCGACCCACUGGAGGCAGGGGAUGUAAUCGAAAGAAAUGCCUACUCUCCUGGACACCCAGUGGGAAGGUGGCGGAGGAGGACUCUUGUUCUGGCAAAUACCACACUGACAUCUCCUUCUGCUUAAGUCACUCUGCCUGCAGCCAACCACUGCCGGAAGGAAGGGUGCGCAGGACAUGGUUCUUUGGCUGUGUAUUGCCACUCUCAUUUUAUGGGCUGCCUGGGCAUUUGUUCAUGGCAUAACUAUGCCCACAGGAGGGCUCCAGCCACAGCAAGGAAAGCCUAAUCCCAGAUUUCGUUUGCUUUUUCCUUUACGGUGCCUACCAGGCAGGACCCAGGAACACCCCAGAAUCUGCACUUUGAGAAUGGAAAGAGUUCAGUGAAUGGAACAGUUGUGUAUCAAGCUGAGAAUAUUAAACCUGAGGAUUUUAACCUUCCAUGCACCUUGUCCUCAGCUCCCUGGGUUUUGCCUUCCUCAUAUGCAAGUUCAUACAAAGGCACUUAACUGUAAGAACUCCGAGGGUCCCCGCAGGUCUGGCGUUUAUCUGCUGGAAGUGUCAUUUCAGAGAGAAAGAGCUGAUCACCAGGGCCAACCAGCCUGGCCCCCCUCGAGGAACUGAGAGAAUUGGGGGCUCCAGCUUGAUGAGGCUUGAGAAGCAUUGGGCAUGGUAACUUUCAGACAAGUCUGAAUAGCAGACACCUUCCAGUGACAUCUUACUUGGAGUGAUAUUCCCGUUAAACAGAGCUCCCCUUGUUAGAAAGGAGAGGAUGUGGCACCCACGUCCCCCCUCCUCUUCGACCCAUGAGGAGACUAGGGAACAGGUUGAGAACCACUGAUGCAGCCCAACUUCUGCAUAGUUUUUUUCAUGUGAAAAAAACUAAGGUUUGGAGAGGGAACAAACAUGACUGGUGUAGGGUGUCUGGGGUUGUAAGGGACAAAACCAGACUUCAGCCCACUCAUGAAGAAGGAAUUAUCGAAAGAAAUCUGGGAUAGCUGCUAGAACUCAAGGGUGGGAAGGCUUUGGGACCCUGGAAACAGGGUUUUGUAUCCCCUCUUCUACAUGUGAACUACUGUCUUUCAUCCCUUUCAAAGCUAGUUGGGCUCUCCCCACAUUGCAGAAAACAUGGCCCCAGAUGGUUCUUCAGCUUUGCCUCUUACUGCUUCAUAUCUCCCUCCAUGUCCGGCACAAUCCAGAGGCUCAGGGAAGGGACUCAUCGGCUCAUUGUGGGUCAUGUGCCAGCCCUGGACUCCUUGACUAUGGCUGAAGCAUGGGGUCACAGAAGGGGGUAGGCCCAAGGGGGGAAGGGCAUUUUGCAGGACCUGAGAGGUGGGUGCUAAGCAGACAGGAUGAGAAGUAGUGCAGCACGACCGGAAGCUGGCAGCCAGGUUAUGCAGAAAGCUGCUGUCAGAACAGGCACUGGAGCCAGGCUCCUGCCCUCCACUUGGGUGCCUUUUUCCUUCAACCAUGUUGCACGUCCACAGUUACUAAAGAGCAGUGGCAGUGUCUAUGCUUCUGUACAAAAGUUAGAUAUGACUCAUACGUCCCUUUUGAACAAAACGCAUUCCUGACCUGGCCAGUUUCCAGAAACAGCCAAGGAUAAAGGAAAAAUGGAUUUGGCUCUAUUUGUCCAGUCCAGCCGCCUGGCCCAUUAAUCACCCCUCUCAGAAGCUAUAAAACCACACACUGGGUUCCAAGUGGAAAUGGUGCUGAUGGAGAAGAGGCUUAGUGAUGGCGGUACCCCCAGGAAGCAGUGUUCUUUGAAUGGGGCCCCAGUUAGAAGGUAGAACAAGUACCAGGAAGGUGGAGAUGGUUGAUUAGGGCCUGGGGACUGGACAAAGCCCUCCAGCCUGCAUUGUGAACUGCGC